AUGGUGAGGUUGGUGAUUGUCUUUGGAGGUUUUGCCAUGAGUAUGGUGAGGAAGAACUUUGAUGAAGGGCUUGGUUCAUCCAUCAAGAAGCUUAAUGGUGGUCAAAAGAAUGAUGAGCUGGAUAGCAUCAAACUUCCAUCAAAGUCCAUCAUAGAGAUCACUAGGUUGCCAGAAUUUGUGCUCCAAACUAAAAUUAAGGAUGAGAUGGUAUGUCAGGUGGAGAGUGAGAUGUUAUGUAGAGCCUACUUCCAUAUGUAUUUGGGUGAUGAUCCUUUUGACAAGGAGGCCAAGGACAAGUUUGGGGAACGCUUGCUCACCAUCUUCUAG
Molecule: messenger RNA, 327 nt
Organism: Dioscorea cayenensis subsp. rotundata (Guinea yam)
Lineage: Eukaryota; Viridiplantae; Streptophyta; Magnoliopsida; Dioscoreales; Dioscoreaceae
Product: fatty-acid-binding protein 1-like
Exons: 3
Coding region: 1-327 (108 amino acids)
Molecular function (GO): intramolecular lyase activity
Source: RefSeq, a predicted model, not a curated record